AUGUCUACUGAAGUUUGCCAAAGUGCAAUCGCUGUUGAAGAUUUCAACCCCACGGGCAACAUCGUCGAACCUCCGCCUGGAGAGGUUCUGGUUUAUAAACGAGGAGACACUCUUCUUGUAACCAAGCAAGUACCUGGCUGGGUCUAUGGAGCGAAAGGAUCCACUGCAGGGUGGAUCCCCAUAUCUUCAGUUCAUAUUUUCCCCCAAAGGGGCGUUUCCCGACCAGAGUCUCCGGUUGAUACAAACUCGUCCCUGGACUUUAGCACACUUUCCUUGAGCAGUCGCAAGCUAUCAGAGCAUUCAACGUCCACUGCGGACGCAGUUGAACCUGCGGAAAUGCAGCCCGAGCUCGCUGACGAAGUCCACACUUACACAGUGGUUGAGACAGCACAACACUCGGCCAUUUGGGUCCCGUAUUGUCAUCAAGGUAGUGUUGUCUAUCUGGAUACAAAAUCGAAAGUGAUGUCUCGCUUUUUGCCCCUCAUCACUCUUGAUGACUCUGAACCUGAGCCAAUUAUCCCCCUACCUGCUGAGAUUAAGGAUAAUUUUUCUGAUGUUUUGGAGUCCAAAAUACAGAGCAUCAGUGCUGUUUCUAAAACUCAGCCAUGUCUUUACAAAAACAACGACUUUUAUCGCGUUCUCCGUCAGAUAAGCCGUCCUACUGGAACGCCUUUGAAGUCACUUUGGACUCGAAUUUCUAAUGCUUCACCUACUGUUAUGUACCCUACUUGGCCAGAGUUAAUGGACGGGUUUAUGAUAGCCGUUGAAGCCGCUCGUCGUGUCCAGGACUUGAUUCCCUCCACCAAAGAAGAAAAGGCUACAGCGCUUGAAGCAGUGCAACAUAUUACUGCACACAUUAAGGCGAUCUGCUGCGCUGCACAUGUUCCACCAGGUACAAAUCCUUGCUUGGGCCUGGGUGCGAUUGCUGCAGCUUACCGUCUCAUGAUCCAUUCUGUUUAUGAGGUACACGUGAACAAUGUGCGAGGUCUGAAAUUGGGGUCGCUGGACGAUCUUUCUCAUUCAACAAUUGACUUUGUGACAUUGUUCCAUCUUACUAGCGGCUACCCAGCUGUAGAAGUUUUACCCCUACCACCUAUUGUUCAAGUAUCUGUGCUGGAAACAGAAUGGACUGACUAUCUUUUUGACGUGGACCCCAUAACUGCUGAGAUUUCCCUGUCUUCUGCUGUGGAUAAGCUAUUGAGUGUUAAGCAAGCAAUGCCUCUAGAAGCCUCUGUCAGCCAAGACGGUAUCUGUGCCACAAUUCUUCACGACAUCGAAGACAAACGAGAUCACCUUGAGGAAUCGGUGAAUAGCUGCAUCUCAUUGUGGAAUGAGAUCUGCGAGGAAGGAUUGAAACAACGGAACGGACUCCAAGAAAGCAGUGUCUCACUCUUUUCGUCUUUGCACGCAGUUAUGUCAAUCUACAAGAGCAUCGUCCAUUUGAUCGACUGCAGUGAGCUUUGCCAGUUUAUUGAUUGUGCUCGACCUCGUCUUGGCGAUCUCAGUCUGCUCAUUAGAGUACGAAAAGAGGUUUACCGUUCUCUUCUUACUAUAGAAAACUCGUGGGCCAAGCCACAACGUUCUUUGUGUGUUACCGAUGAGUACUCCAGCGCCCUUCGCUUGGUACCACUCUUGUUCAAGACAAUUGACAACUUCCCCAAAAUGCUUCAGGGUGUGCUUCCCUCUGUUCAGCUAGAGCGCUGGAAAGUCGUUCCCGAGAGACAAGCGGAGUGCAUUUACGAUUCUCAGGGGCAUUUGCGUGGUGCUACCAAAGAAAAACUGGUGGAGCACUUGACUCAGCAUAUUCAGCCGCGUCCUAAUGAAGUUUCUGCCUUUUUGAUGACGUUCCCUGCCUUUAUGAAGCACUUGGAACUUGUUGACCUGCUUCAAGAUCGCUUCUCGGUGCAACCGGAUGCAGGGUUGUCCCGGACCGAGUUCCGCGACUGGGAGGUGCAUGUCCAACGUCCAACUCGUCUGAGAGUAGUAAAUAUGCUCCGGAUGUGGAUUGAGUCGUACUGGUCGCAUCCGGACACUGAGGAGGAAGAACAACAGCUCUUCCACCGACUCGAGAUGCUUUUGCGAGUUCUCGAAGUUCAGGAGUUUCCCGGAAGCCAACGCUUGCACGAACUACUUAUGCGCCGGAGGUCGUCUGGAGCGUCUUCGAUCGUUCGCAAGUCGUCUUCAACCCAGCCGGUGCUCGAUCCCAUCUUGCCAAGUUUCUCGAUUGACGAGCUGGUCACUCCCACGCAGCUUUCUCCAACAGAGCUCGCUCGUCAAAUGACUCUUGUCGAAUGGGUCUAUUUCGCUGAUAUCACACCCGAGGACUGUCUGAAUCGUGCCCUGGAACGGCCCGCCCGCAACACCGCGAUCACUGACUUUGUCACCCAUUGGAACAAGGCAACUUGCUGGGUCUCUCAAAAAGUUUUGGAGGGAGAUACCCCAGACAAGCGUGCUCUGCGGAUUGCUUACUUUGUUGAAACAGCUUCCUUUUGCCGCAGCAUUAAGAACUUCAGCACAAUGAUGUCCAUAUUGUCGGCUCUAUCCAGCGCGGGAAUUCAUCGUCUCCACAAGACCUGGGCACUUGUGUCCAAGCAAACUAAGGAGAGCCUGGAAGAAAUGAACCGACUUAUGAACUCCAGCCGCAAUUUCCAGGAGUAUCGAGACCUGCUCUCGCUUGUAUCCGAAGCAGCCGUCCCGUUCUUUGGCGUCUGUCUUAUGGAUCUUCGAUUCGCCCAGGACGGCAACUCGGACCAUAUCCAUGGUGACGACAAGUUGAUCAAUUUUGCCAAAUGGUCCAUGGUGGCUGGCAUUAUCGAAUCAACUCUUAGGUUUCAACGUAUGUCUUAUCGUCUGGCCCCUCUACACAAGGUUACUGAGCUGCUGCACGAGGCUUUUGACCAAGCUCCCAGCCUCAACGACCAGUAUCCGGUUUCUCUAGAGAGGGAAGUCCGCUUAAAUGGAAAGCGACCUCAACUUAUUUCUCGCAUCAGCAGUCGCGGUUAA
Wickerhamiella sorbophila is the source of this 3003-nucleotide messenger RNA. RefSeq names its product Cell division control protein 25. The coding region runs from base 1 to 3003 and encodes 1000 amino acids. Lineage: Eukaryota; Fungi; Ascomycota; Dipodascomycetes; Dipodascales; Trichomonascaceae. The record is from RefSeq and is a predicted model, not a curated record. Gene Ontology annotation, biological process: positive regulation of GTPase activity; Ras protein signal transduction. Gene Ontology annotation, molecular function: guanyl-nucleotide exchange factor activity; protein binding. Gene Ontology annotation, cellular component: plasma membrane. The transcript has a single exon.